Coregonus clupeaformis (lake whitefish) is the source of this 1232-nucleotide messenger RNA. Its product is annotated as mediator of RNA polymerase II transcription subunit 30-like. The record is from RefSeq and is a predicted model, not a curated record. Gene Ontology annotation, biological process: positive regulation of DNA-templated transcription. The transcript is spliced from 5 exons. NCBI's taxonomy places the organism in Eukaryota, Metazoa, Chordata, Actinopteri, Salmoniformes, Salmonidae. Gene Ontology annotation, cellular component: mediator complex. The coding region runs from base 619 to 1137 and encodes 172 amino acids. Gene Ontology annotation, molecular function: transcription coregulator activity.
UCUGGACCUUUCUAUGACAUGACAUUUACAUCAAAAAGGUAGAUUUGGUUGUAAAACUAAAACAUAUCCUUUUAAGGUCAUUCAACUUCAGUUGCACCUUCUACAGUAGCUGCACCUUGAUUGUUAUUAUUAAUCUAAUCAUCAUGACUUACAGUUCACUAGAGCCUCAGUUUGUAGACUAUUAUGCCAUGGACCUAUGGUCACUAGUAAAAAAAAGAGGAAGGUGAUGGGUCUCUUCUACCCCUACCCAAGUCUGCAUGGGGAAAGGAGGAGGCUGAUCCCUACUGUGAUAGUGGAGACUACUGGCCCUUUGCUAUUUUCCCCAUGUGCGAAGAGGAGUUCGUCCUGCAGGGAGGAGUCCCUAUAUCGCGGCCUACCUUCAGCACCAUGGGGAGUAGCAAAGAUGAGGAGCAGACAGCAACUGUGGCCUCCCCUCUGAGAGAUGAACUUGGCAGCGUCAAAGAGACUGCCUCAAAGCCUGAGGGCUGCGAGGCUUUUGCUGGCAAAGGUCUCAGCCUGGAAGAGGUUUCGCAGCUACCAGAGAAAGAAGCAUGCCAAGGUGUAACAGUGUAGAAUAGGCUGACCCCUCGCUGCACCUUCAGGUCAUCUGCUGUCUACAUGACCACCCCUCCCAUGGAGGCGUUCGCCGGGCAGCAGGCUCAGGCUGCCCGUGAUGUCAACACGGCAUCGCUCUGUCGCAUCGGCCAGGAGACGGUGCAGGAUAUCGUCUUACGCACCAUGGAGAUCUUCCAGCUGUUGAGGAACAUGCAGCUGCCAAAUGGAGUGACGUACCACCCCAACACCCACCAGGACAGACUGAGCAAACUGCAGGAGCACCUGCGUAUGCUCUCUGUACUCUUCCGCAAGCUGCGCCUCGUCUAUGACAAAUGCAAUGAAAACUGCACUGGUCUGGACCCUGUACCCCCAGAGCAACUCAUCCCCUAUGUGGAAGACGACAGCAGCUCCAAACACAAUGAACGCUCGGCCAGCCAGGCCCGCCCAGCAACAGAGGAGAGGAGGGAGAUCCUGGAGGUUAACAAGAAGCUCAAACAGAAGAACCAACAGCUGAAGCAGAUAAUGGACCAGCUCCGAAACCUCAUCUGGGAGAUAAACUCCAUGCUGGCUGUUAGGAGUUGAACGGCAAACACGGCGACACAGAGAGUGUGACACACAGGCACGCAUACAUACAGUGGGGAAAAAAAGUAUUUAGUCAGCCACCAAUUGUGCAAGUU